AUGAGCACCGAAGAGCAGCCGCAACAGCCCCAACAGCCGCAGGAACCGGAAGUCCCCGAAGACGCCAUCGAGGUAGCGCAAGUCCAAUAUGCUUGGAUUUGGUCCUCUUGGUGGCUACUCGCCAUUGUCCUCCUUCUCUUUGUCUUCAGCGUCUUCCCCGACCCCUUCACUCCCGCGGUUCUCGCCGUUGUUAUCCUCAUACCGAAAUACUGGCAGUGGCGGCGGACCAGGUACUACCUUACCGAAGACGCGCUCAUCUACCAGCGUGGCGGCAUCCUGCAGACCCGCCGCUUCCUGAUCCCCUUUAAGCGACUGAAGGAAACUCGCGCCAGGUUCGGUAUGUUCGGCAGGGCACUGGGAUUCCAACACGUCGAUAUCAUACUCGACAACGGCGCCCUCGCCACCCUCGUCUACGUCCCCGCCCAAAUGGACGUCGCCGACUACUUCCAAAAGCGCAUGAAAGGCGGCGGUACAUCCGAAGACCCGCCUGAAGAGGGUGCCGCUGACGAAGCCGAUCCGGGCGAAGAGAAGAGCUAG
Geodia barretti is the source of this 537-nucleotide messenger RNA. The record is from the annotation of a GenBank genome assembly. NCBI's taxonomy places the organism in Eukaryota, Metazoa, Porifera, Demospongiae, Tetractinellida, Geodiidae.